AUGCCAAAUAAGAUCACUCAGUGCUCCAAACAGUGCACCGGGAAGAUUGUGGUCAAGUCUAAGAACAAUCAGUACAAGUUAGCCAUUCCUUACGUCGUCCGACUACUGCAGGGAUUUCUAAGUUAUAACGAAACACAAACACAAUUCUAUAUACAAUCAAAUUCAAUACAAGAGAAACGAAGUCUCGUUUUGCAUAAUAAAUUCAACUCAACUCUUGUGAUUCAUUCGGUGUCACUGCCCGAUGAGGCGAAGCCUUAUUUUAAAGUUGUGUUGGCCUCACCCGCUGUCACAUUAGCUGAAAAUUCAAGUGAAACGGCGCUUAAGAUAACGUUUACGCCGUCAUCACAAUUGAGUCAUUUGGAGACCACUUUUCGUAGUCAAAUAAGGAGUCAGCAACUUAGUUUGCCAAGAGCUAAAGCCACGACUUUUGCUGUGAUUAACAAUAACCCGGUUGUCGUCAAACUGAAGCAUUGGGGCUGUAAUAUGAGUAAAGCAUACGUCGAGCUCAUGGGUAUCGCUGAGGGGAAUGCGACCGUUAUCUCACAUAAGUUGGACUUUUCGACACUUUCUAAAAAACAGAUAACAAUUUUAAAACCUAAAUAUUAUGCGAUAUUUAAACUCCAUUUGAUUGGCUUUCAAGAGGAGGGGGUUUAUUACGGCGAGACAUUUGUGGAGACGGCUUAUGAGAGGAUAAUCGAAGGGAGUUUUGUGUUGGAGAAGGUAGUGCUGUCCAACUGUUUUCCCGGCCGUAUAUCAUCGCAAACCGUCGGAAUCACCAGUUAUUUCACUCAUGACCUCAAAUACAAGUCAUCGAUAGUUAUGCCCGAAGACGAGCGCUUCUCAUUCCAGUUGAACGACUCGGAACAGUCUAUACCGCUGUUGAGAUAG
Molecule: messenger RNA, 888 nt
Organism: Oppiella nova
Lineage: Eukaryota; Metazoa; Arthropoda; Arachnida; Sarcoptiformes; Oppiidae
Source: the annotation of a GenBank genome assembly